GAAGAGGUAAGGAACACGCUUCAAGGAUCUGCCAAGGGUCCAACAGACCAUUGAGCUUGCGUCAACUUGAACGUACCCAGCACCUACAUGAGGAGGGGCUUUGUUCUUUAUAAACAAUGCUCUCGAACUCGCUUUGUGGGCGAGAUCAUUCAAUGCCAGUCUCUCAUGAUGGCGGAUUUCAAGGAUAAGGUCAUCGUACUGACGGGGGCGUCCAACGGAAUCGGCGCAGCGACUGCUCAAUUGUUUCUGGAACAAGGCGCCAAAGUCGCGGCACUAGACAUUGUCGACGCCCCAGCCUCAGCUGAUGGACAACGGCUUAAUGUCAAAUGUGACGUCUCUUCUGAGGAGUCCGUCAAUGCGGCAAUCAAGCAGGUCCUGGACAAGUGGUCCACCAUCGACGUCCUCGUCAAUGUCGCCGGGGUUAUGGAUCAGUUUGAACGAGUCGGCGACGUGUCCAACCAGAUCUGGAACCGGGUCAUGAACAUCAACCUCAACGGGCCCUUCAACACGAUGCGCGCCUGCAUCGGCCACUUCCUGACCAAGCCGACUGAACAGAAGGGCCGCAUCGUCAACGUCGGGUCCCUGGCUUCCAUCAAAGGCGGCACCGCGGGGGUCGCCUACACGACCUCCAAGCACGCCCUGCUCGGCCUCUCGCGCAACACGGCCUGGAUGUACGCCAAGGAGGGCAUCCAGUGCAACAUCCUGCUGCCCGGCGGCGUGAGCACGGACCUCAUGAAGAACAGCAAAUCCAUCCCGGACAAGGUCGGGAUGGACAUGGUGAUGCCGACCAUGGCGACGGCGGUGGGGACCUGUGCGCCGGAAGACAUGGCGAGGGCGAUUCUGUUUCUGGCGGCAUCUCCGGGUGUCAAUGGGGCCGAGUUGAAGGUUGAUAAAGGGUGGUCGACCGCUUGAGCUGGAGGGAAAAUCAUCUGGGAGAGGGGUUUCGUGGUGACACGAAAACGCUGAACGGGAUUAAAUGGCUCAGGGAGCAGUCUCGAGAAAUAACGCGCAACCGGCUCAAGGCCGGUUUCGGCAAAGGUGUCAACUCAGCGAUAUACAGCUCUGGCACCCUGGUGGCACACGGCGGAACGAAAGUCGAUACAUUAUCUGCACAUCCCCCACAUGUGGGCGGUGAUUGUAGGAGAUUCAUCUAAGACCUCUCAUUUGGUGUAGACCACCACUUGGUCGAAAGGGACGGAUCAAACUCGGGAAAAAUCAGAUUAACGGAAAUUUGAGGCAAAAACCACAAUUGGGAUUUUUUUUUCUCUACAGUAGGACUGGAGGCCUAUCUUUUCGCUUCGAGCUCUAGAAACUAAACAAUAGACUAAAAAUGGCUGUA
Messenger RNA from Cladophialophora immunda, 1339 nucleotides. RefSeq lists its product as uncharacterized. Gene Ontology annotation, molecular function: oxidoreductase activity, acting on the CH-OH group of donors, NAD or NADP as acceptor. The record is from RefSeq and is a predicted model, not a curated record. The transcript has 3 exons. Lineage: Eukaryota; Fungi; Ascomycota; Eurotiomycetes; Chaetothyriales; Herpotrichiellaceae. Bases 88 to 912 code for a protein of 274 amino acids.